GUGUUUUAAGAUGUAAGUUUGGAAUAUCUAAUACUUUUAUAAAGAUGAAUUCGGAUGUUCCUAUGAAAGAAGCUCAACAAAGUGAUUACAAACGAGAUUGGCUUCAUUCUUUACCUUCACCUAAUUAUGACGUUAAAAAGUUGCACUCUGAGGAUCUAAGUGAACAAGUUAGUUUGAAAAAUGACUCAUCCGACUUAUUCAUUGUUUGGGAUACCAAUGUUUUGCUUUCACACUUGUCCUUAAUUGUAAAGUUAAAGGCUUCACUUUUUGUUCCCAAGAAAAACUCAAAAACCCUUUUAAUUAUUCCAUGGAUAGUUUUAACAGAAUUAGAUAAACUUAAAUCUUCACGUAAAGAGGACGUUGCCGUUCAGGCGAGGAUGGCCACUCGUACCUUGCUUCAGUGGUUUCAAGUUAAAGAUCCUUUAGUAAGGGGUCAAACUAUUUAUGAAACAGAACAAUUGGUUGACUGCACGGUUGAGAGUGCCGAUGAUCGCAUUCUUCAGUGUUGUCUUUAUUUUUUGAAAAAGAAAUCAUUUCAAAGCUCAAAUAAAGCCAACAGUGUUGUUGCUGUACCAGAAACUGUAAUUCUUGUGACCAACGAUAGAAACUUGAGCGUGAAGGCCUUGGUUCAUGGGAUCCAAGUUUGCGAUGUUGAGACCCUGCCAACUCUGUUAAAAACUUUGAGAGGCAUCAACUUAGAGCCGUCUUGCAUUGAAGUAGGAGCGCCCAUUUCUAAACUGGAGGUAUCACCACCUUUUGAGCGCAGCGACCCCUCUUUUUUGCUUUCUGAGUGCUGGAGUUGCUUUUCUUCUUAUACCCUCGAAACUGCUCUAUUAAAGCAAAUAGACAGCCAAAAAAUUUUAAAGUCGGGCUCUUUUUGGACUUCGACAACUUUUAGAACGGCGGAAAAACUUUUUAGUGGUAAAGGUUCGCUCGAUGCUGACAGUCUUUCAUUUCUGAAGGACAUCAAAGUUAUUGAGACGCGCACCUUCCUUUUAGCCAAAAACGCGCUUGAUGCCUUAGCAAAGAGCCCGCUGUCACACUGCGAAACGGUUCAGUGCAUGGAAAAUAUUUUGAAGGCCGUCAAGUCGUUUCCUCAACACGAUAAAAAGAAGCGAGUCGCCAUCUCCUCAAUAAAUCAAUUGAAAACUCUUCUCUAUAACGCCCUUAGAUCACGUGUUCGACCCACCCCCAAAAAAAAUUCUCUUCUGUCCUCUCCCAAUGGGGUCUCUUCUGAACCGCACACAAUCAGGGUCCCGUUGGAGCAAGUCCUCCAGGUGUUGCGUUGGUGCUCCUUCUGUGUCUCGGUUGCCAGUGGAAGCUGCGAAGAGCUGGAAGCGACCGCGGAUGUCACUUCCGAGCUACAGAAGGCCGCUGAGAGCGCCAGCACUCUUUUUCCUGAUAAUCUCAGACUCCAGUAUUUACUGAGAAGCGUCGCCUUUAACGAGCGCAUGUUGUUAUCGACGGAGUCCUUCACGCUAUCCUUCCUGUUUUCUCUCAUAAGUAAGUGUCAGACUAUCAUCGAGUUACUUCCAGUCGAUACUAUGACGCGGAAUUGCGCGUGGUCUUCUAUGGAGCACCUAAAAGAUUCUUUUGCUGAGAAAAUUAAAAAAAUUGAUGUUGACGAAGUAGAAAGUGAUACUAAUGGAGAUUAUAAAAGUAGUAAUAAAGAACUGGAGAUGAUGGAAAUUGUACACGAAGAUAUUAAAUUAUGUGCAAAUGCGAGUUUUGAGGUUGCUGAGCGCGACUUUUUGUGCCUCAAGUCCAGUUUGAUAUUAAUUGACUUUACUCCCGAAUCCCUUCUGCGGCACUUAAAAUUAGUUGCCGGUGCGUAUAUUACGAAACUUAAUUCUUUGGAUUCUUCUUUUCUACUCUUCUGGAGGCCCGCUUUUCAGCAUCUUUUAGAACUUUUAAGUAUAAUUGUAGAAACACUUCGACCUUUACACCAACUGCCUCCUGUUUUCGAAUACUCCGACUCCUCCAGACUGGUCACGGCUUUUUCGCAACUUAUGACGACGUUUUCUGUGGUUUCGAGUGAGCCUUCAUCUCUGCAGGACAACUCUCUUGAAAAUAUUACUCGCCUUAUGCUAUUUUGCUUUCGUCAAGAUGUCAACACCGCUAAGAACUUAUCCGCAUUUUGCUCUGAAAAAAUCCUGCGCAUAAAGUCGUUAUAUGAUUUUUGAAUGAUUGUCUCAUUGGUAGGGCAUCUUCGA
Molecule: messenger RNA, 2213 nt
Organism: Zophobas morio
Lineage: Eukaryota; Metazoa; Arthropoda; Insecta; Coleoptera; Tenebrionidae
Exons: 13
Coding region: 45-2183 (712 amino acids)
Cellular component (GO): nucleus
Source: RefSeq, a predicted model, not a curated record